Centropristis striata (black sea bass) is the source of this 2394-nucleotide messenger RNA. It is a transcript of the gene lzts1, whose product is annotated as leucine zipper, putative tumor suppressor 1. Gene Ontology annotation, cellular component: dendritic spine. Gene Ontology annotation, biological process: regulation of synaptic plasticity; regulation of dendrite morphogenesis. NCBI's taxonomy places the organism in Eukaryota, Metazoa, Chordata, Actinopteri, Perciformes, Serranidae. The record is from RefSeq and is a predicted model, not a curated record. The coding region runs from base 270 to 2243 and encodes 657 amino acids. The transcript has 9 exons.
GCAACAACAGCAGACAUCUCUUUCUCUCCACACCAGCAGUGCUAACUAGUAUCCGGCUGGAAGUGGCUUGUCCACAGUGAUCAGCACAGCUUUGGGAAACAGAGCAGCAGCGGCAGUGACUGAGACUGUGGGGGCAGGAAGAUUAUUAUGGAGAUGGAGCCACUGACGAUACUUCUCUGGGGUCAUGAGUUGUGUCUUUCCUUCACAUUUGUGUAAUUUGACCACCUGGACUUCAGCACCACCCUCCCCUCACCUAUGCCAGCAGGACCAUGGGCAGUGUCAGCAGCCUCGUCAACGGCAACAGCCUUAACAGCAAACACGUCAAGGCGUCUGAACAUAGGUUAAAGAAGGGAACAAGUCCUCAUAGAAAGAGCGGAGGUUGCAGCCUUGACGGGUUACUAAAGUGCGGAUUCACUCAGGGCUCCUCAUCCACCUCUCAUCCCUCUAAAGGCCUGUCCCACUCCCGCUCAGGGCGAAGUGAAGAUUUUUUUUACAUCAAGGUGAGCCAUAAACCGAGGUCAGCGUACCAUAGAGGAGGAUCAAUGGAAGAUCAUGCAGGUGGAAAGAACAGAGAUGGGGAAUCAGACGGGCGACUGCAACCAAAACUUCUUCUCAUGUCGGGAAAAAUGAAUGACAGGACCUCUGCUGAGAAGUCAUUGGUCCGUUCCACUGCCUUCAAGCCUGUGAUUCCCAGGAGUACAUCCUCCACAGAGACAGGCCACAAAAGCCUGGACCACAUCCUUUGUCCUCUGGAGAAAGCAAGGAGUCCAGAUACCAGACACAAACAAGACACCUUCUCAGGGACUCUUUCUGACUCUGGACGCAACUCUAUGUCUAGCCUGCCCACCCACAGCACCAGCGGCAGCCUAAGUGCUUCCACGGGCCCUGUCAGUCAAAGUGAUUCCAGCUCGGCUCCCGCAAACAGCCUCAGCAAGGGAGCGCAACCCAAUUUCCCUCCGUGGGUCAACGGGACCAGCGCUAACCUUGACUGUGGCUACAGGGCUGGUUUAAGCAGCGGCAUGUUGGCAUCUAAAGCUAAUGGGGACGCUGGCUCUCCACUUUCUGCAGAUGAGCCAAGCGCUCUCUCUGAAACUGCAGGUGGGAUUCGGUCCCCCAUUACUACAGAUGAGUCACUGAUUGAACGUUUGGAACAGAGGCUGCUGGAGAGAGAGAAUGAACUGCAGGAGCUACAGGUGUGUUUCGAAGACAAGGAAGCAGACACCUGUCAGUUGUUUGAGGAAAGACAAAGGUACUGUGCCGAUGAGAUGCAGGGGCUGAAGCAGCGAUGCUCCAUCAAGCUGCAGCAAGUGUCCCAAAUGGCUGCAAAAACCCAGCAAGCACUCCAGCUGCAGGUCAGCCAGCUCCAGGCGGACAAGGAGAGGCUUCAGGAGGAUGUCUCAAAGCUAACCCGAGAAAAGGAUCUUGUUGAGCUCAGACUGAGGUCCUAUGCGACAGAGAGCACACAUCUCGCUCCGACACUUGAGGAAACUCAAUGGGAGGUGUGCCAGAAGACAGGGGAGAUUUCAUUGCUGAAGCAACAACUGAGAGACUGCCAGGCAGACGUCAACCACAAGCUGAAUGAGAUAGUCAGCCUAAGGGCAUCACUGAAGGAAAGCACAGCAAAGAUGGAGACGCUCGAAAGACAGAAUAAAGACCACGAGGACAAACUCCACUCUCGCACCAUCGAGGUUGAGGUGUGCCAAAAUGAACUUCAGCGCAAGAAGAAUGAGGCCGAGCUGCUGAGAGAGAAAGUCGGCAAACUGGAAAAAGACAUUCAGGGAAUGAAACAGGAUCUGGCCAUUGCCAAAGAGCGGAGGCUGCAGCACAGGUUGCAACUUGAGGCCGAUGCCCAGACUCAGGCCUCGGAAAGUCUAAUCCAGGACUCGGACUCCCCUGCACAAGGCCAAGGGGAGGAGAACGGCGGACACAUCGUCACAGAAUCACUCCAGAGAGAAGUGGAGAGACUGAAGCGGCAGCUCGGGGAGGAGAAGGACGCACAAGAGAGUCUUGCCAAGAGCUUUGAGCAGGAGAAGCAAACGUGGAAUAAGGAGAAAGACAGGGUCAUCAAGUACCAGAAGCAGCUCCAGAUCAACUACCUGCAGGUGCACAAGAAGAACCAGGACCUGGAGAGGAUCCUGAAGGAGCUGACCGCUGAACUGGAAAGCCGGACGGAGCUCGGCAUGGACAUCAACUACGCCUCAGGGUUACAAACAUAUGACGACGUUAUUGCCACAGAGAUUUGAUGGGAGCACUCACACAUUCAGUAGAAGUGAACUGGGCACUUGACUAUUUUUUCAUCACAGAUAUUUAUGUAUUCCAGCUGGAGAUCAUUCACUGCUAAUUAGUGUUUUACAAGGGUUAUUUAAUAGAAUGUGCAUAAUCUAGUGUAUUUUG